Messenger RNA from Triticum aestivum (bread wheat), 1353 nucleotides. RefSeq lists its product as uncharacterized. Bases 1 to 990 code for a protein of 329 amino acids. Gene Ontology annotation, biological process: lipid metabolic process. The record is from RefSeq and is a predicted model, not a curated record. The transcript is spliced from 7 exons. NCBI's taxonomy places the organism in Eukaryota, Viridiplantae, Streptophyta, Magnoliopsida, Poales, Poaceae.
AUGCCCACCUACCAUCCUCUCUCUCCACCCGAGCCAACAGAGACGGAAAAGACGGGGCGAGUCCAUGGCGGGGCGGCGGCGGGGCGCGGCCGCGAGCUGGCUGCAGGCGCGAGCGGCCAGGGCAUGCCGCGGCGGGCGCGGGUGUGGGGCGGCGUGCGGCGCGGGUGCGGGGCGGCGUGCGGCGCCGGCACGCGCGCGCAGGGGGCGCUCUUCUCGCUCCCGCUUGUCUCCGCCGCGGACGGCGCUCGGCCGUCCGCACACGACGCCCCGCCCGGCCCUCCGCUCCCAAGAUCCUCAUCCGAACUUAAGACAAAAUGGGCUCAAGAGUUUUUUGCUUUGUUCAUCACUGGUGUUGCCCUUUUGGGCAGUAGAAUCUUGGCCUUGGACCAUACUGUUGUUGAAAAGAGAUUAAAUGAGAACACGGUAUCACUUACAACAAAGGGAAGUCCACAACUAUGCCAACUUUGUGAGCAGUUUGCCGCAGAAACCCUCUUCUAUUUGAAGGAGAAUGAGACACGGAUCGAAAUUAUAGAUACUCUUCACCAAGCUUGUUUGAAAUUUCAUUCACUUAAGUUAGAGUGUACAAAGUUGGUUGAUUAUUAUGCAGCACUGUUCUUCGCACAAAUUGAUUCUCUAAGCCCUGAAGAAUUUUGCGUAUCAGCAAGUCUUUGUGAGGAAGUUACAUACAUUCGCCUCCCAGGACAUGAACAUGCUUGCACCCUUUGCCAUGAGGUUGUUGAUGAGAUUCGUACUGGUCUUGAAGACCCUGAGAUGGAGCUCAAGAUAAUCGAGAUACUUCUGAAAGGAUGCAACAACACAGAGAGUUUCGUACAGAAGUGCAAGAAGAUGAUAAUCCAAAACACACCGGUCAUACUAGAAGAUAUCAAGAAGUUUCUCAAGAAGAGAGAUUUCUGCGAUUCUAUCCGUGUCUGUGGAGGCAAGAUUGUUCGCCCUCGAGGAGGAGGCCUAAGAGGCCUGUCUACUGCAUGAGCUCUUUUUCUCUACUGAACACGCAUGGCGAUUGUGUGUCAUUUAAUGAAGAACACUCGUGAGGUCUGGGCGGCUCUCCGACCUCUCACAGUGAUGUUUACAAGAGAGAUUGGUGGUGUACGUGUAAGAAAGAAAAUAUUUUCCUGCAUAUUUCCGAGCGGUGUAUAUAUUACAGUACAGCAUUGGCUGUGUACCUGUAGAGAAGUGAAAUGAAAUUUCCACUGGAAAGCAUGCACGCCCUGUGAUAGUUGUUCCUGCAUGAUCGUUCAUGGAACGUAAGCAAAAUGUAAGCUUAAAGUGUACAGCAUAUCUGUAUGUAAACAAGUUAUUAAUUAUGUGCAGUGGACUUUUAUUUAUGAUGCA